GCUAUUAUCUCGUCACAAGCAAGACUAGUUCAAACUUUUGAAAAGCUUUACGGUGACGACGCUCUGACCAAUAGUGCUUUUAUCGAGUACAAAAAGGCUUUGGAAGCCAUUGAUAGGGAAGCAAAAGAUAACUUGGACCCGGCUUAUCAAAAAGCGGUUCUGGAGCCUUUAGCCAGGUUUGCUUCUUAUUUCCCUGAAAUCAAUGAAGCUGUAAAACGUCGUAACAAAAAGCUGCUCGACUACGAUGCACAGCGCUCUAAAGUUAGAAAAUUAAUUGACAAGCCCAGCGAUGACCCACAGAAACUGCCGAGAGCUGAGCAAGAAGCUAACUUAGCAAGGGAAAUGUACGAAAGCAUCAAUACCAUUUUGAUCCAGGAUUUGCCUAAGGUUGUUGAUCUUCGUGUGCCUUAUUUGGAUCCUAUAUUUGAAGCCUUAGUCAAAUCUGAACUGGUCUUCUCUCAGACUGGAUAUGAAAAAAUUGAGGGUAUGAGAAACUUCAUGCCUUCAAAUUACGAAAAUGAUAGUCGAGUUGACGAUGUUCUUCAGCAAAUGCGUGGUUUGACAAUUUGUGAACAUAAGAAAGAAAAGAAGGUCAAGCCUGUCAAAGAAGACGAUUCUCUUCGCUUUUUAUCUCCCAUUGCUCAUCCUUUAGCAGAAGAAAAACUUACAAAAAAGAUCUUCAAAACUGUUAAGAAAGCCAGCAAAGUGAAGCAUCUUCGACGUGGUGUAAAGGAGGUCGGUAAAGCUCUUCGUAAGGGUGAAAAAGGUCUUGUCAUUAUUGCUGGAGAUAUCUCCCCCAUGGAUGUCAUCUCUCAUUUACCUGUUUUAUGUGAGGAUGCCAAUGUUCCUUAUGUGUUUGUCCCAUCCAAGGAACAGUUAGGCGAAGCCAGUGCCACAAAGCGCCCCACUUCUGUUUCUAUGGUUGUGUUUGGUGGCAAAAAUAAGGACGCUAAGUCUGCCGAAGAUUACAAAGACUUGUAUGAAGAAUGCUAUACUAAGGCUAAGGAAUUGGACGAAAAGCUUGUUUAUUAA
This is a messenger RNA of Mycotypha africana, 1032 nucleotides long. RefSeq lists its product as uncharacterized. The annotation marks the transcript as partial. Gene Ontology annotation, cellular component: mating projection tip; actin cortical patch; ribonucleoprotein complex. The record is from RefSeq and is a predicted model, not a curated record. Lineage: Eukaryota; Fungi; Mucoromycota; Mucoromycetes; Mucorales; Mycotyphaceae. Gene Ontology annotation, molecular function: protein binding; RNA binding; lipid binding. The transcript has 5 exons. Gene Ontology annotation, biological process: ribosome biogenesis; plasma membrane tubulation; actin cortical patch localization.